AUGGAAGACGCCAUAACGUUCAUCGCCAGUCCCGAUCGAUCCAAGCACAAAGACGCGGCGGCGAUUGAGGAGCCUGACGACACUGCAAUAGAUAUACAGCUUCCUUUGCUAUCCCGCACAUUUUCAGCAGUUUUGCCUCCACUUUGCUUUUCUGAGACCAUAGAAAAUGCCAGCGUGCGACAGAAUCAUAACUUAGCGUUUCUCCUGUGGGUUCUCAAUAGCGACCCCAAGAACGUUGACUUGAGCCUGAGGUUCUGCGAGUGCAGUGCUCCUUUCCAAAUCUUCAAGACCUGUUUUGGGAGUGUUAACAAUACAAACUAUGAAACGUUUCUGCAAAUCAGGUCUCUUUCAGAAUGGAGUGCCGCUGUUCCAAGAUAUCAGGUGGCAAUCUUCCCGCAGAUCCUCCAAACCACCAAGCUAGACCACUUCAAAACAGAACGUCUUUUAGUGCAAUACACUCAGCAGUUCGUCAAAAUCUUGGAGUCGUAUCAGCAUGGUGGGCCCGGUGAGUGCGCAACCUUCUUGAGUGUGAAUGUUUCCAGGCUUCUGCAGUGUUACGUGAACGACACUAUUUAUGACAUCUUCUACAAAUGGAGGCAGUGGAAUCGAAUAAUGGGGCACCUGGUGAAAUUUUCGCCAUUUUCGCAGCUCGUUGCUAGAUUUUGGGACGAGUACAUGGUCUUUCAAAUAGACGGCUCACUCCUGGAAUUUACUACCAAACUCAAUCGGCACCCUGUCGACCGCAUUAAGCCAAUGAAGAAUCUGCGAUCGAAAAACCCAGCAUUGCCUCAAAUUCGCUAUGGAAUUUGGCUCGACAGUAUACAAGGUAUACUUUUACUCAGUAAUACCCUCACCACUGAGCUUAUGGACGCCGUACCAAGUUUAGGGUUGACUUUAAGGGCGGGCAGCACAGAAGCGGGUGUCAAAAAAUUGCUAAUAUUUGUGAAUUGCUGUCUGAUGGAAUGCAUCACACACGAACUACACUACUGCGCUUGA
This is a messenger RNA of Lachancea dasiensis, 996 nucleotides long. The record is from the annotation of a GenBank genome assembly. Lineage: Eukaryota; Fungi; Ascomycota; Saccharomycetes; Saccharomycetales; Saccharomycetaceae.